CUAAACCCCUGGGACUGACAUUUCUCCGUCCACUGAAAGGAAACCGAUGAGUAAAAUCGUCAUCGUUUUUCAGUUCUCCGAUCAUACUUUUCUUACAUAACAAUACAAUACGGCUUCUUUUAUCACCAGUAAUUUCGUCCUCAAAUGGGAAGAUUCAGUCGUUUAGGCCUGUAUCGGCAGCAUUUGCUGUCAUCUACAGCCAUGGAUAAAGAUUAUUUGCUUGCAAGGGUUUCUGCAUUUCGCGCACAAGCUUUGCACAAUUGCGGUUUUGUUGUUGGGAAACCGGUUGAUUAUGCAACUGCAAGAUUGCCAUUGGGAGAUCGUUAUAUUCAUGCCACAGGAUUUCGUUCUUCCGCUGAACGAAACUACUAUGAAAUUCUUGGUGUUCCAGAAAAUGCCAGUCGAGAUGACAUUAAAAAGGCAUUCCAUGCGCUUGCAAAGAAGUACCACCCAGAUGCAAAUAAGAAUAACCCUUCUGCAAAGAGGAAAUUCCAAGAGAUAAGAGAAGCCUAUGAGACUUUACAGGAUUCAGAAAAGAGGGCAGAAUAUGACAGGAAGCGCAGUCGAGGCACAGAGAAUGUCGAAUAUGCUGCUGGUGAUGCAGAUGGGUUUAGAUAUGCUUACCGAACUCAUUUCUCUGAUUCAUUCCAUAAAAUAUUCUCAGAGAUCUUUGAACAAGAGACAGAUCGUUUUGCAUCUGAUAUCCAGGUCGAGUUGUCGCUCUCCUUUUCUGAAGCUGCACAAGGAUGCGUAAAGAACCUGUCCUUUGAUGCAUUUGUGCCCUGUGAUUCUUGUCAUGGGCAUGGCCAUCCACUUGAUGCCAAGUCAAAAGUUUGUCCGACUUGUGGAGGUGUAGGGAGAGUUACAAUUCCUCCAUUUACAUCCAGGUGUGGCACUUGUAAAGGGUCUGGCCGUAUCAUUGAGGAACACUGUAUGUCAUGUAGAGGAUCAGGGUUGGUUGAAGGCAUCAAGGAGGUUAAUGUUACAAUUCCAGCAGGUGUGGAUGCUGGAGAUACAAUUCGUGUACCCGGGGCUGGUAAUAUGGGACGAGGAAGUCAACCUGGCAGCUUAUUCAUUAAAUUAAAGGUUGCUGAAGAUCCUGUCUUUUCUAGAGAGGGUGCAAACGUUUAUGUGGAUGCUAAUAUUAGCUUUACGCAAGCUAUACUUGGUGGCAUGGUUGAUGUGCCAACUUUAUCAGGGAAGAUGCAACUAAAAAUACCGAAAGGAGUUCAGCCGGGACAACUUCUGGUACUAAGAGGCAAAGGACUGCCAAAGCAUGGUUUUCUUGUAACCCAUGGAGAUCAGUAUGUGCGAUUCCGUGUUAACUUCCCCACGGGGGGCUCACUAGCCAUAGACCCUACGUAGAUCAAACGGUUGAAGUGAUCCUGGAAAACUUGGGUCCCAAAUGCUUUGUCAAUAAAAGUCAUCUCUCAGUUGCAACAGAGUCAUCUCCUGGAAAAUGGAGACCCAGCAGAGAUAAGACAGUUACGGAAUUGCCUUUUUGUAUACAUGCAAUUACAAAUUAAAGCAUUGAUUUUUUCAGGAAAUGGCAUUUUUUAUAACAUUUUUUUAUCAAGUUCCUGGUGGUUCAAAUAAAAUUUAAGUUAGAUGGUAUCUUGUGACACCGGUAAUUCAAAGAAUCAUUUCUAUGUUUCUGAUUGUUCAUUGGAAGACAUUCUUGUGGCCAUUGAGAAAUUUUCUUCCUCUUGGUUGCUUCCAAGUAUAUCUUGUUAUUGUAUGCACUUCAAGUCGAUAGGUAAGGAAACAUGGUAAGAUCAUUUAGUUUCACAUACUGCCAUAUAGAGGGAGAAAUUAAACGUAAAUCAGAGUGGCGAUGCAUGAUUGUUUAUGAGGAAGAUAAGCCAGUUUUGAGGGCCACUGUACCUCAUAAAGAUGAAAUUUAUUUGAUGUUUCUUUAAGUUUUGAAAUUCUUACGACUUCUAAAGGAACUGUUUUGCUUAUGAACUGCUUGACCUUGUUAAUGUUAUAGCUGACUUAUUUGUUUAGAAGUUUUGAUCUUGAUCUUGAGAUUUGUGGUUGUUUGCUAAAAGUCGGUCAACCCUGAGCAGUAGUGGGCUUGGAUUGAUAUUCAACUUUGUAAUAAUUGGACCAAGAAAAGCACAAUCCUGCCUCAUGAAAAUGAACAUUUUAUCACAGAAGUUGUCAUCAUUUUCCAAACCUUAUUUGCUCACCUAAUGGUCUGUGAUAGUGGCCUUAGUCAAAUCUUAUGACUAUGUAAGGUUGUCCAGUAACGAAAUGGAAACAAAUGUUAUUGAUUCAUCUGAUCUUACUCCUGUGGUUAUUUUCUUGAGGGGAUUAACCAAGUUGCAAAGCCAUAAAUUGAGCUGAUAUCUGUUCAGUACUGAGAGAUUAUGUGACUGAUUAUAUGUGGGCAUGCUGUAUUUUCUAGCAAGGCUCACUUUUGUCAUGCCUUCUACCUUUUUCUUCAUUACUUUUAUCUUGGUUGUCGGUGGGGCUAGGUUCCAAGCAGAGCUAUUGGAGCACAUACUUCUAAAACUUUGUUUCCAUUGGGGUUUACUGACAUUGUGUAUUUGUGUGGAUGGCUGGAUCCUAUUCAUUUGCAUUUAUUAAUGUCCGGAUGAAUAUUACCACCCAUUUAUUGGAGAAAAGUACAUAAUGGGCUCUUUUCAAAUGCUGAAAUUGUGUUUUAUGUUCCCAAUUCUAUAGUAAGAGAAAUGUUUAUCAAACUCGUUUACUCCCUUCCUACAAUUACUCUUUAUAGUUUUGGAGCUCGUUUUUUCUUUUUCAGCGAGCUGAAUUAACUUGAUUGUCUUC
Messenger RNA from Corylus avellana, 2796 nucleotides. The record is from RefSeq and is a predicted model, not a curated record. Lineage: Eukaryota; Viridiplantae; Streptophyta; Magnoliopsida; Fagales; Betulaceae.